Molecule: messenger RNA, 2572 nt
Organism: Emericellopsis atlantica
Lineage: Eukaryota; Fungi; Ascomycota; Sordariomycetes; Hypocreales; Bionectriaceae
Exons: 2
Coding region: 410-2338 (642 amino acids)
Biological process (GO): protein localization to membrane; vacuolar transport
Cellular component (GO): fungal-type vacuole membrane; endosome
Source: RefSeq, a predicted model, not a curated record
UACCUGAGUGAGCCCUGCAACGCCAGGUGAGGCACAGGUCUCUCUUUCAGGUACCAGAUUGUGACGCAGUGUGAUUACUAAGCAUUUUCAUCACCACGUCCAGCCAAGACCAACCAACCAACCGGUGGUGGCUGACGAGACAGCUGUCAGAAACCAGGAUCAGGAGCUCCCUCGCCCAGCUCCUCGUAUCUUUUCCCAAGACAUCCCUAGACCUUCGACAAUCAAAUCGAUCGAGGCUGCCGCCGUCCAGUCUCUACCAUUGGCGCACCUUUGAUAUUCUCCAACUAGUCCAUCGAUACCGACAGACGCGCGUCAUCGCAGCGACGCGCAGCUCGCCUUUGCUAUCAGGCCUGCCGCCUGCGACCCUGCCGUCUGACAUGAACGAUCCCGAAUAACGUCCACACCAAAGAUGCAACUGAAGGAUCUCGCGCCUCGCGCGCUCCUGUCGCUCCUUGCGAUCACGCCGCAUCUCGCCUCCGCAUUCUACCUCCCUGGUGUAGCGCCGACCUCCUACAAGCCUGGCGACAAGGUCCCUCUUAACGUCAACAGCAUCAAGCCCGUCGCCUCGCCGUCCGAUUCCCGACUCCAUUCGGUCGUCUCGUACGAUUACUACCAUCCGGCCUUCCAAUUCUGCAAGCCCGAAGGUGGUCCCGAAUAUGUGUCAGAGAGCUUGGGCAGUAUUCUCUUUGGAGACCGCAUCAUGACCUCGCCGUUCGACCUGCGCAUGGCGCAGAACGAGACGUGCAAGUCUCUCUGCACAGUCGAAUAUCCGGAAAAGGGGCUGCAAUUCAUGAAGAAGCGCAUCAUGCAGGGAUACAGCAUGAAUUGGCUCGUCGACGGUCUGCCAGCUGGGCAGCAGAUUGUCGAUCAGCUCACUGGCACCACCUUCUACAGCCCCGGCUUCCUCUUGGGCCAGCGCGACAAGGACGCCGGUGUCCUCCUUAACAACCACUAUGAGAUAUGGGUCGAGUACCACUUGGUGAACAAGGACCCCAACCAGCUGCGCGUUGUCGGCGUGGUCGUUCAACCCAGCUCCAAGAAGUACGAUGGCGAACCCGACUGCAAGGACAAUCACGGCGGAAUCGCCCUUGGCGACACCGGCUCGCAGGAGGUCAAGUUUACGUACAGCGUGUAUUGGCGCAAGUCCCCGACGGCCUGGGCCACCCGCUGGGACAAGUACCUCCACGUCUUCGACCCCAAGAUCCACUGGUUCUGGCUGGUAGAUACGGCCAUCAUCGUGGUGAUCCUCAUCCUCACGGUCAUGUCCAUCCUGGUGCGCGCGCUGAAGCGUGACAUUGCACGCUACAACCGUCUUGAUUCGAUCAACCUGGACGAUCUGAAUGGAACGUCUGCACUCGAGGAGGACGGCGUGCAGGAAGACUCGGGCUGGAAAUUGGUGCACGGCGAUGUCUUCCGCACGCCCGCCCGACCAUUGCUUCUCUCCGUGCUUCUGGGCAACGGCGUGCAGCUAUUUGUUAUGACCGGCUGCACGAUUCUGUUCGCUCUACUCGGUUUCCUCUCACCCUCGAACCGCGGGUCCUUGGGCACCAUCACGAUCCUCAUGUACACGCUGCUCAGCUUUGUCGGUGGCUACGCGUCGGCGCGCACCUACAAGUCAUGGCAAGGCGAGCAGUGGAAGAUGAACAUUGCUUUGACGCCCCUGCUUGUCCCUGGCAUUGUCUUCUCGUCCUUCUUCUUCCUCGAUCUCUUCCUCUGGGCGAAGCAAUCGUCUGGCGCGGUGCCCUUUACGACCAUGCUCGUUAUCAUCGGCAUCUGGUUCGUCAUCUCCAUCCCGCUAUCUUUUGCCGGAUCCUGGCUUGGUUUCCGCGGCCCUGCCAUCGAGCCUCCUGUGCGCACGAACCAGAUUCCUCGGCAGAUCCCCCCGGCGCAGAGCUGGCUCAAGCCCGUCCCCAGCGUGCUCAUCGUCGGCCUGCUGCCGUUUGGCGCCAUCUUUGUGGAGCUGUACUUUAUCAUGAGCUCCAUCUGGUUCAGCAGGAUCUACUACAUGUUUGGUUUCCUGUUCCUCUGCUACGGUCUCAUGAUUGCCGUCGCUGCGUCGGUCACCAUCCUGAUGACCUACUUCCUUCUCUGCGCGGAGAACUACCACUGGCAGUGGAGAUCGUUCAUCGGGGCUGGAAUGAGCGGCGGAUACAUCUUCCUAAACUGCUUGCUAUACCUAAUCACCAAGGUGAAGCUUGGUGGACUGGCCGGCAUUGUCCUGUACAUCGGGUACAGCGCGCUCAUCUCGAUGCUCUUCUUCAUCCUUACUGGCUCUAUCGGCUACUUUGCGAGCUGGUGGUUCGUCCACCGCAUCUACCGGUCAAUCAAGAUCGACUAGGCUGCGACCGACCGCAGUUCGCUGAACACUGUACCAUACUGUAUCAUGGGCCGGCGUGUAGAGCAAAAAGCAACCCUCACGAGUUGGGGACUAGUAGAUCGCAUGAAACUCUGAAUAGACAUGAACCUUUUUAUUAUCACCCCAUGGACAUCCAUGUCUACUCCUCGUCGUCAUCAUCGUCAUCGUCCAAACUAGCAAACUGGAACUGCUUUGGUUCCUGCCUCGCAGGCGCAG